Molecule: messenger RNA, 2158 nt
Organism: Daktulosphaira vitifoliae (grape phylloxera)
Lineage: Eukaryota; Metazoa; Arthropoda; Insecta; Hemiptera; Phylloxeridae
Exons: 3
Coding region: 253-1704 (483 amino acids)
Source: RefSeq, a predicted model, not a curated record
UACUACUUUGGACCGGUUCAUGGACAGCAUUUGUGCGCAUUCACCCCGCUCCUUUCCUAUCAUGAACAUCAUUUGCACUUCUCACCAACUACAUUGUCGCCUUAUGUUUCGCAUUUUUCUUAAUAAUUUCCGUCACUGAGUAGUAAAAUUAGUUAACCCCUACUAUAAUUUUUAAUGUAAUUCUUUUUUCGUUUAUUGGCGUCGGCUAAACCUACCUCCGGUGUCUUUAGGGCUGGCUUUAAGAGGAACGUAAUGCCCAUAGCAGUAGAAAUCGAAGACGACGAAGACAACAAAGUUUUAAAAGAACAAGUCACGUAUCUAGAAGAGUACAAUUUGCACGGGUACUACAAGAGGAAUUUCAUUAAUUUGUUGAAUUCUUAUCGGACCAUCAACGAUAGUCAUACCGAGUUCAGCAUGGCGGAGAUCACGAUGCUGUCCAGCGACAGCGCCGAGUGUUCGACGUUCGACAGAGUUGUCGCGCAGUUAAAGUACUACAGAAAGAUGCAAGAAAUACAGUGCACCUGUUAUGUGCUGCUGAGGCGAAUGCUCUUUUAUGGCAGGUCGUUCCUGAACAGAAUCAAACUGUUCUACGAUUUCGGUCAUCCCAAAGCCAACAUGACGGCCGUCAAAAACUACGUGUAUCACAUGUUGGCCAUGCUGUUCGACGGCAAUUUCGUCAUUUAUAACUGGCUGUGGGAGUUGUACGUGAAACUGGUAGCGGUCGCCGAUUGGAAGGCCAACAGAAAGUUCAUAAGACCCGACCUGUUCGACGAAUCCGAACGUCGCCUGGACGGAUUAAUCGCGUCGUGCGAACACAACGAUUACUACCACUCGGACGGAAGACACCGCGACAUCGGCGACCCCAAGGCAGGAAACGCUUUCGAUUUUUUCAGCGACGCGGUCGAGCGGUACCGGUGCCGCUACGCGGCCAAGUACAAGUUCGUCAUAGACGACUACGGCGAUUUUUUCAUACCGCAAAACUUGUACCUGAAACGCGUGUGGGACUGGGACGACGCGGUGUUCGAGGACGUGCCGGGCGUGGUGAUCGAAUGGGCCAACACGAGAAGCGCCUUCGGAGCGGAACGGGAAAAAGUCGAACGCCUGCUCCGGACCGGAGAGUGGAUCGCCGGACCGUUCCGGCACAUCGAAUACCAUCGGAUGUUUUUGGCCGUCAUGAAAGUGAAGCUGUACGGUUACGUGUGGUUCCAUUUGUACGGCCUGCUGCGAGAGCACGGUUCGCGGCGGGACCGGGUCAGAUCUCUGCAUUCCGAGUUUAUGGAAUAUCUGUACGGGAUGAUGAUGAGUUUUCUCUAUUCGGACGAUGCUUUCACGGUAAGCGUUCUGAACCGACUGUGCGAGAUCGAAAACACCGGAGAUCCGACGACGAUCGAAGAAACCAUCGCUUCGCUGGACGACCAAGUGAACGCGAUCCUCAACGGAUACAAUGGCGGGCCGCCCGAACAAGGCGCUUGGGCUUACAUAAAUUACGAAGUGGAGUGGAACGACAAAAUCGGCUCGUCCGCUGGAAAAACCGACGAACCCGACUUGGUGAAAGCGAACACCUACAAUUUUUAUACUUAUUUCGUUAAGAUGAAGGAGGAGUUGUCUUAUUUGCAUUUGACCGUUCUGUCGUUCUUCAUCGAUGGCAGUAAAGACACAGACCACAUAUUUUUUCCGAACGCGCCUCCUCUCGAACUCUCUUAGACGCGCGAAAAUCACAAAGUCGUGAACAACUUUGAAAAAUAACUUUUGAAUUCGUUUAGUAAAAUAUUUGUACAAUGGAUUCCGAUUCGAUAAUUUAACUUGUACGUUGAAAAAAAAUGUUCGAAUGUACAAUAAACUAGAUACUAAAAUUGUUAGAGGCGUACACGAAUGACCAUUUAAAAAAAAACCGUUUCUUUUUAUUAUUGCAAAACUGAGUGAAAUACAAAAUAAAACCUCAAAGAUACCAUUAUUAAAUUGUUGUCUUUAAAAGACAAACGAAAAUAAAUGUAAAUUUAAACAAUUAUUUUAUUUUAUGUAAUUAAUUCGUUAAAUUAAAAAAUGAACUGUAUGUUUUUUUAGCGAUUCGAAAACGUAAUUUAUUAGAUUUUAUAAUAGAUAGUGGACGCGUAACACUCGGAGGUCAUCUCCAAAUGUUUUAUUUAAAUAAAAAAAA